AUGAUAUUUAUGAACAAAGAACAUGACCCAAUCCUAUGCCAAACUUUCCCUACCUUCUUAGACGGAGCCGCUUUAAUCUGGUUCUCCAACCUCCCAGAAGGAUCCAUCUCCAACUUCGAUGAAUUGGCCGACCAGUUUGUCAACUACUUUGCUGCAUCCAAGAUAUACGUGCACAAUUUCGAUUACCUGAGUACUAUUAAGCAAGGGCCAAAUGAAAGCCUGAAAGACUACAUGACCCGAUUCGCCGAGGCAACUAACAAAAUACCCAACCUAAACCCAAAAGUCCCCCUCCAUGCCCUAAAAAGCGACCUUCGCCCUGGGAAAUUCCAAGAGACUAUAGUCAUAGCAAAACCGAAAACCCUAGCCAAAUUCCGAGAAAAGGCGACAACUCAAAUCGAGAUCGAGGAACUCCAAGCACUACAAAAGGCAAACAAACCAAUCCCAAACAGGGAAGAUGAAAAGCAGAAUAAACAUCCGAAUAAUAGAACAGACCAGAGGCCAAUCAAGCUCACACCUAAGUUCGACAGCUACACUGCCCUAAAUGCCAAAAGAGAGGACAUCAUCAAAGAUAUCCUACAUUCAAAGCUCAUCAAACCUCCAAACAAAGCAGGAACACACCAGGACCAGCGAUACGUGGACAAGUCUAAAUACUGUAGUUUCCACCAGAAAUAUGGACAUUCGACAGACGACUGUGUUAUAGCAAAAUACCUCCUCGAAAAGCUGGCCUGA
Molecule: messenger RNA, 729 nt
Organism: Arachis duranensis
Lineage: Eukaryota; Viridiplantae; Streptophyta; Magnoliopsida; Fabales; Fabaceae
Exons: 1
Coding region: 1-729 (242 amino acids)
Source: RefSeq, a predicted model, not a curated record